Pseudomassariella vexata is the source of this 289-nucleotide messenger RNA. RefSeq lists its product as uncharacterized. NCBI's taxonomy places the organism in Eukaryota, Fungi, Ascomycota, Sordariomycetes, Amphisphaeriales, Pseudomassariaceae. Bases 52 to 279 code for a protein of 75 amino acids. The record is from RefSeq and is a predicted model, not a curated record. The transcript has a single exon.
GUCGUUGUCAAUGAUGGUCAAGCUCGUAUCAGCUUUACCUAAAAUCGAUAAAUGCGCCAUCAGGACAAGUUAAAACAGUGGCCGUCUGUUUUCGAGAACACCAUUACCCGUGCCACCGAAGCUCUAGAGUCUAUGAACCAGCAGCACAUGGUGAGCGACUUCCCUUUGCUUCCCAAUUUGGAUGAAGGAAAGCUUGUCAGUCUUGAACAGAGUCUCGCAGCUGGGGGCAUCUCCAUGGACAAUGUGGAAGAUAUUUUCCCCUGUGUGCCUCUUCAAUAACACAUGAUUC